Molecule: messenger RNA, 3140 nt
Organism: Parnassius mnemosyne (clouded apollo)
Lineage: Eukaryota; Metazoa; Arthropoda; Insecta; Lepidoptera; Papilionidae
Source: the annotation of a GenBank genome assembly
UAUUAGCUCUUACAUAAUAUAUAUGUACGAGUUUUGUAGCAGCUGGUGUUUGGCCCAUGUUAAUGAAUAUUACCUGCAAUGGCUUAAUGUGUGGGUAGUUGAAAUAAUAUUCCAAUGUCCUGUGUGAAUCUUAUUCCAAUGUAUUUUUAGAAUAUUAAAAGCUUGCAUUAGGUUCUUGGUGAAAUAAUAAAUACAACUCAUGUAUUAAUAAGUCGUAAUUGAAAUUCACGCACGGUUUUGAUUUCCUAUUUAAAGAUUAAAUGUGCAAAAAGGGUUAAGGCCCUCUUGUGGUCGGUGUGUAGGUAUAUGAAAACGUUACUUCUUUCCCUGAAAUUUUCGAGCGAAUUAGUACUAAAGCGGGAAGAAUUUUCGAAAAAACAACAUACGUCCAAAAGUAGAAGGUACGCACAGGGCUUCCGCGAGCGCCUUAACUGUUCGAUUCAAUUUAGUUUUCUUUUUUAGAUAAAAAUUAUUUCGUUUUUUUGCAAUAACUACAUAUAUGUUCAAAAGUAUUACAACAUCACAUUAGAAGUUUUAUUUAUAAUCGUAGAGUAGAGAGGUAUGAGACAGAUUAAUUAGCGUGCUAAGUAUAUUUUGUUUUAAAAUAUCUUUGUGUAUUAUUCAUCACUGCUUAAAAAUGUACGAGUAUAAAGUGCUUGGUACACUUGGUAGGUAAUAAACGUAUAUUAUAUGUGUUGUUGUUUGUAAUUAUGUCAUAUGAGCUUUCAUAUAUUUAUUAUAUAUGUAAAAAUAAUUAAAUGAGUGCAGGAUGGUAAUCGAGCUUAAUUUGAAAGGCAUAUCUAUAUAAUACGUUUAGAAAUUUAAGAUAAGAUUGUCAUAAUAAAUGUUUUGGUUGUUUUAAGUAAGGAUAAUAAAAGAUAAAUGUGUCCAUUUUUAUCAGUUGUAUUUUUAAGCUUAUUUCAUAUCAGGUUCACCUUUUUAUUGAUAUAAACUUAAUAUGAGUGCAAUUGUGACAUUAAAUUGUAUGAACGGAGAACGCAUAUUAGUGUGACAGUAAUUUUACCUAAUACUUAAUAUGGCCAAAGCUUUGAACGGUAUUUAAGUAAUUUUUCCGUAACAGUGAACAAAUUUGUAUUAACAAUAUUGUACCUCACUUUAUUUUAAUUAAUAUGUUAGUAUUAUUUACACAUAUGCCAUUCCACGAGAUUUGCUCAGUCAACAAUCAUCAUUGUAUGUUUGAUUGUUGAGCAAAUCUCUUGCAUUAGUUGUUUCCUCUUGAAAUCUUACAAUGAAGAAAACGACUACGAAGGGAUCAACUCCCGAUAUAAAAUCUACUUUGCAGAAAAAGGUUUAUAUAGUCUCACGAAGUUUUCUGAAUAAAUCGCUGUAUGACUAUCACAGACUUUAAUAUAAAUUAGAUCUGCUUUAGAAAUAAAAUAAUUUUUAUCUAGUUUGGAGCACCUCUUUCUCUUCCUUAAUUGCGUACACUUCACCGUCAGGUGCAAGUAGACUUUGCGAUGAUCUAUUUCUUAGGAUGAUGCCUCACUUAGAGGCAAAACACGUGCAUAAUCAAUGGUGAUUUGUUUCUGUUUUCUUGGUAUUGGGAGUAGGUAUUGGCGUAGGGGUUAUUGGUGACGGUGAUAGUGCAGGUAUAAUUCAAGUAGGGAGUGGGUUAGUGUUCAAGAUAGGGAAGACACGUUAUAAAUAUUUUUCACGCGAAUCUUACCUGAUUUAUUUUAAACAGAUUUGAUUUAUAAAUUUUUCGCAAAGUAACGUCUGAUUCUAUUAAUUGCCAUUAACAUUAGUUGGUCUCGUUAGCUCGAAUGACAAUAACCACAAUAACCGUCCACACUUUUUUUUAUUAUCUUUGUCGCACUUUUCUGACGGACUCAGCAUAAAUUAAUUAUGCACAAUAUAUUUCAAUAGGAUUUAUUAUAAUAAAAAAUAUGUUAAGUGUUAAUUAGAAAAAGCAAGACAAGUAAAGUGAUCCUGAUUAUGUAGAAUUGUAGGUUCUCUCUAUGCAUACAUAUGUAUAUAAUUACUCUAAGAACUAUACUACACGGGCGGUUCUGCCGCCGCGGGAACCCGCUUCUGAACCGCACUAGACUCAAUUUUAUAUGGACAUUGUAUGCCACAAACUACACUGCGCGGUUUCCCGCCGCGGUUUGCAGGCGGGGGAAAUUCGACCGCCGCAUGCAGCGUCAAACCGCCGCUGUUAACCGCCGUUUAAAACUACACGGGCGGUUAUCCGCUAUUGCGUCAUUCUGCGCGGGACCUCGCUCGCUCGUCGUGUGUGCGCUUGCGUGGCUAGUGGCGCGUCAAAAUGUUCGACACGGAGCGUUUUAUUAUUGAAGUACAAGAAAGACCUCCUUUAUAUGAAGUGAAGUCGAAGGAAUAAGCCAAUCGGGAAUUAAAAGCGAAGUUAUGGAUGGAGAUAGGACAGGAAGUGGUUGCUCAUUGGGCUGAUUUUGGCCCAGAAGAAAAAAACAAAGCUGUAAAGGACCUAAUAAAGAAGUGGAAGAAUAUAAGAGAUAGUUAUAAAAAAGAAGUAAAUUUAGAAACUAACACAGUGUCGGGACAAUCAUCUCCAAAAAAGAAACGAUAUAUUUAUUAUGAGUUGUUGUCCUUUUUACGCCCUAGCGUCAGUAUUGCAGAAGAACGUGAGUCCAACGUAUCUCCAAUACCUUCGAAUUCAUCACAAAAUCAGGAUUUUGAAGAAGAUAAUUUGAUGAGACCACCGCGACAAAACCGAGUUCCUACCAAAAGAAAGAAACAAAUGGAAAGUACCCAAAUUCCGCAAAUAACAAAAAUUUUGAAUGAAAGUUUACAAUUACAAAAGUUAAAUAACGAUAGUGACGCAAAAGGAAAUCGAGCAUUUCUUAUGUCCUUUGUACCCAUUAUGGAUUCCAUGACUCCUAAUUUGGCUAUGGAAACUAGAUAUGAAAUUACGAAUUUAUUCAGAAAUAUACAAAGAAACGAAAGAAACCGCAGUAUUCCUAGCAACUUGUCUGAGUUUCUUUACCAUAGGAACCAGGAGCCAUCUGCGAGUUCUGGGUCUAGAGCAUAUCACGAGGACACAUUAACUCCAAUGACUAGUAUCGCAUCGCCACAAAACGAUACUGAGUCGGACACAUCAACGGAAAAUGAUGAUUAUUUUAAUGUUCUGCAUUACUUACCCU